Acanthosepion pharaonis is the source of this 1401-nucleotide messenger RNA. The record is from the annotation of a GenBank genome assembly. Lineage: Eukaryota; Metazoa; Mollusca; Cephalopoda; Sepiida; Sepiidae.
AUGAGGAGGAUUUGGCAUCCAAUUAACUUCAAUCUUUCUUCGUUCAUUUUCCCAUCAGAUUUAAGUGUGUUUUUAUCCUACAGUGAUGAUUGCUUUUUUCCUCCUGAUCUAUCUAUCUAUCUAUCUAUCUAUCUAUCUAUCUCAGAGCACUUCAUAUCUAUCUAUCUAUCUAUCUAUCUAUGUUCAUAUUUAUGCCUCUUCAUAUCUAUCCCACUCUGUUCAAAUCAUCUAUCUAUCUAUCUAUCUAUCUAUCUAUCUAUCUAUCUAUCUAUCUAUCUAUCUCAGUCCACUUCAUAUCUAUCUAUCUAUGUUCAUAUUUAUGCCUCUUCAUAUCUAUCUCAGUCCACUUCAUUAUCUAUCUAUCUAUCUAUCUAUCUAUCUAUCUAUCUCAGUCCACUUCAUAUCUAUCUAUCUAUCUAUCUAUCUAUCUAUCUAUCUAUCUAUCUAUGUUCAUAUUUAUGCCCCUUCAUAUCUAUCCCACUGUUCCAAUUCCAUUCAUCUAUCUAUCAUAUCUAUCUAUUCAUCUCAUUCAUCUAUCUAUCUAUCUCUCUCUCUCUAUCUAUCAUUCAUCUAUCUAUCUAUCUAUCUAUCUAUCUAUCUAUCUCAGUCCACUUCAUAUCUAUCUAUCUAUCUAUCUAUCUAUCUAUCUAUCUAUCUAUCUAUCUAUCUAUGUUCAUAUUUAUGCCUCUUCAUAUCUAUCUCACUCUGUUCCAAUCUAUCUAUCUAUCUACCUAUCUAUCUGUUCAUAUUUAUGUCUCUUCAUAUCUAACUGACUUUGUUCCAAUCUAUCUAUCUAUCUAUCUAUCUAUCUAUCUAUCUAUCUAUCUAUAUAUAUAUAUAUAUAUAUAUAUAUUUCAGACCACUUCAUAUCUAUCUCUAUAUAUCUUUCUGUUCAUAUCUAUCAGAUAUCCACUUCCAUAUCUAUUCAUCUAUCUAUCUAUUAUCUAUCUAUCUAGUCCACUCCAUCAUUCAUCUAUCUAUCCCAUCUAUCUAUCUAUCUAUCUAUCUAUCUAUCUAUGUUCAUAUUUAUGCCUCUUCAUAUCUAUCUCACUCUGUUCCAAUCUAUCUAUCUAUCUAUCUAUCUAUCUAUCUAUCUAUCUAUCUAUCUAUCUCACUCCACUUCAUAUCUAUCUAUCUAUCUAUCUAUCUAUCUAUCUUUUCAUUCUCUUUCUUAAUUCUUUGUUUGUUUCUUUUUUUCUUUCUUUUCAACUUAUUCUUCCUUCUUUAAUUUUUCAUUUCAAUCAUUUUCGUUCAUUUUUCUCGUUCUUUGUUAUUUGCAUCUGUUUUAUUAAUUCUCCCCUUUUUCGUCCCUUUUCUCUUUCUUUCUUCUGUAGUAUGAAUCUCUUCCUUAAUUCCUUCUUUUUUCUUUCUUUCCUUCUUUUCGACUAUUUCUCCUCGUAA